AUGGAGACGAAGGAAUUGCCAAUCAGGUCACCUGCUGUAAAGGAUAGGCCUCGGCGGAGAAACUUUGAUUGGACUGUUGAACCCAGACCGGAGAAAAUCACUCCGUUCCAGCAAUUCAUAUUGGAUGUCGAUUGGGAAAAGUCACCCCUUGGACCUAUCAAGCAAUGGCCAGCGCAGCUUCAACAAAUGGUCUUGCUCGUUGUUCAAGAUCCGUCUCCAGCAGUUGUGUACUGGGGAGAAGAUGCAAUAAUAGCGUACAAUGAAGCGUACACCCACUUGAUUGGGCAGAAGCACCCAGCACUGCAAGGGCAAGAUCCCAAGAUAGAAUUCGCUGAGAUUUGGGAUCACUUUGAGAAACUGUUGACAAGACAGCGAGAAACAGCCGAGACGACCGUCGAAGGAGACGCUUUCUUGCUGCUCCACAGACAUGGGUUUUUCAAGGAGACAUACUUUAGUUGGAAGUUCGUGCCGAUUAUUGGUGAAGAUGGUUGGGUAGUUGGUUCUCAUGCGACCGUCGUAGAAGUUACUCGCGAAGUCAUCCGCGAUUGUCGGAUGGGAAUGGUUCGAAAUUUGAGUCGUCAGCUUUCAGGAUCCCAGACCAUCAAGGAUCUAUGGAGCAAAAUUAUUCGUGGGAUCGAAGAUGCGGACAAAGAUAUCCCACUUUCCCUGCUCUACUCAAUCGAUGAUCCAACGAUUGGCUCACGGGCAACGUCGAAGUCUUCCAUUCGGUCUACCCCGAGUCGUCUAUCCUCAGAGGAAAGCUCGCCCAUUUCAUGCAUCCUAGAAGGGUCAUCUGGUAUUCCUCCUGGCCAUCCAGUAGCAAGUACAAGUUUAGGAUCUGAGAAUGACGACCAUUGGUUGGCACCACUCAUUCGGAAAGCCGUCAAGGAGCGGAGUCUUGUUGUAGCACCUGUGGAAGAUAAGGUCGCUGGCAUGCUUCACGGUUUGGAAUGGCGCGGACAUGGUGUUCCAUCUACACAAAUUGUUGUCUGCCCAAUUAUUCCAACAGAUUCAGACAAUUUACUAGCUUUUCUUGUUGUCUUUCUCAAUCCCCGGAGGCCAUACGACGAAGACUACCGCUCAUGGCUCCACCUUCUGACUCAACAAGUCACAACUCCUCAGCUAUCAGCUGUCAUUCUCCGAGAAGAGGUCGAACGCCGCCAAUCUCUAGCACGACUUGCGGCACUCGACCGUGAACGUUUAUUUCGUGAGCUCACUGAGAGUGAAACCAAAUUCGCAAAAUUUGCAACUCGAGCGCCCAUAGGACUUGCAAUCCUCGCUCCUGAUGGAACUGCCUUAUCAGCGAACGAUCUCUGGCGAGACUUGACCCAACUGGAUGUUGGAACUGAGUGGACUGGGAAUCAAAGCAUUUCUAUUCAAACACGUAUUCGGAGACCGUGGCAAGCGCCAGAUCUGGACAUGAAUGGACACAACCAAUGGGCCGAUACCGAUAUCUUGCUCGCGAUGCAUCCAGACUUUGACGAUGAUGGCGAAUCUUGCAUUACUGAUGUCAGAAAAAUGGACCAAGCGAUUGAGAUGAAGAAGCAACAAGAGAGAUUCAUUGACAUGACUUCGCACGAAAUGCGAAAUCCUCUCUCUGCUCUAAUAGGCUGUGCGGAUGAGAUCAUAGCCUCACUCAACGAUUUUCGACGAGAUCUCAUCAGAAGCUCCGACCCUUCAGCUAUAUCACAUCCCAAAGCCUCCUUAGCAGAGUCACUCCACCUCUUAACCGAAGCUAUCGAAGCAGCCGACACGAUUAUAUACUGUGCCAUGCAUCAAAAACGCAUAAUAGAUGACAUUCUCACUCUUUCCCGCCUAGACUCCAACCUUCUCCUCGUCUCACCUGAACCCUCCCAACCCAUUGUACUCAUCGGGUCUGCUCUCAAGAUGUUUGACUCAGAGCUUAAGCGAGCAUCAACUAAGCUCGCUGUUGUAGAGGAACCAUCUCUCAGAUCUCUGAACGUAAGCUGGACUCUACUCGAUCCCAGUCGGGUGCUACAAGUUCUCAUAAAUUUGAUGACCAACGCGAUAAAAUUCACACGUACCGAAUCGACUCGAGAAAUCAGGAUCACCAUGGGCGCUUCUCUCACCAAACCCAGCGAGAAGAAUGCGUUUGGUAUGCAAUAUGUACGGAAAUCGCACAACGCAUCAGAUCAAACCUCAAAAUCGGAAUGGGGUGAUGAUGAGAAUGAGAUCAAGAAACUGUUUCACCUCUUCGCACAAGCAUCACCAAAAACUCAUCAGACAUACGGCGGUUCUGGGCUCGGUCUUUUCAUUUCUCGACAACUGGUUGAGAUGCAAGGUGGUGAGAUCGGCGUCGCUUCUCAAGCUGGAAAAGGCUCCACGUUCCAAUUCUACGUGAAAACUCGCAGAACAUCUCCACCUACAGCCUCCAACGUCCAAAAUACUGAUUAUAGCCAAAACGGCAAGGAAUUCCAGCUACUGGUUAGAGAAGAUGCAUUGAGAGAAGCUUGUGCGGUGGAGAUCUCUGCAUUGCAGAACGGGACAAAAAUGCCAAAUCUGGAGAUGGAGAACACUAUUCCGAUGAGCCCUGCGCCAUCUAAGGAAAAAGAGGAGACCGUCUUCCAUAUUUUAGUUGUGGAGGAUAAUUUGGUCAAUCAGAAAGUUGUGACUAAACAGUUGAGGAAGGCCGGGCAUGUGGUUCAUGUGGCAAAUCAUGGACAAGAAGCCAUCGAUUUCUUGAAGAGGUCGGAGUUCUGGGCUGACUUCAACCCUUCCGGGAAUCAUCACUCUAAUGACGGUAUCGCAACUAUCGACAAAAGAGGCGGAGAGGGAGCGGAAAAACUAUCUGUGGUCCUGAUGGAUCUUGAAAUGCCAGUGAUGGAUGGUAUUGAAUGCGUGAAGAUGAUUCGAACAUUGCAGGGACAACAGAGGCUUAAGAGCCAUGUGCCUGUCAUUGCCGUUACCGCGAAUGCGAGGAAAGAUCAGAUUUUGAUGAGUUUGGAGGCUGGGAUGGAUGACGUUACGACGAAACCAUAUCGAAUUAACGAUAUGUUACAACAAAUCGAGAAGUUGGUAGCUAAACAUGCACAAAGUGUCGUUUAA
Molecule: messenger RNA, 3066 nt
Organism: Mollisia scopiformis
Lineage: Eukaryota; Fungi; Ascomycota; Leotiomycetes; Helotiales; Mollisiaceae
Exons: 12
Coding region: 1-3066 (1021 amino acids)
Biological process (GO): phosphorelay signal transduction system; phosphorylation
Molecular function (GO): phosphorelay sensor kinase activity
Source: RefSeq, a predicted model, not a curated record